Molecule: messenger RNA, 1878 nt
Organism: Quercus lobata
Lineage: Eukaryota; Viridiplantae; Streptophyta; Magnoliopsida; Fagales; Fagaceae
Product: Serine/Threonine-kinase, putative (DUF1639)
Exons: 5
Coding region: 365-1549 (394 amino acids)
Source: RefSeq, a predicted model, not a curated record
UUCUUUCCUUUUUGUUUUUUUGGUUUUUGGUUCUUGUUUUUCCUUUACCUUUUGUAUCUUUUAUCUGAUUGUGAAAUGGGUUCGUGGAUCCUGUUGUUCCUGACAAUUGACUGAGGUGUAUUUUGCUGCUUUUGCUUUGUUGGUUUGAAUGUUGUCCGAGAUCGGCCUGUUUUUUUGAUGAAAAUGGUUGCCCAAGGAUCAAUGCCUCAGAUUCUAUGGGAAAGAAAUCAUGGGUUGGAAUCUAAGUUGAUUCUUUUUUUUGAUUUUCUUCAAUGAAUGCAAAGAUUUUCACUUUCAUAAAGCACAAGGAGGACCCUCUCAAUCUCUCUCACAGUCUGUGUGAGCGUGGAUUGGAUUCACGGAGAUGCCAAUCAGAUUGAGACUGAGAGUCAUAGCUGAUCCAAGAAGAUAUCAGAGAGUCAGCCCAGAUUGUCUUCCUUUGAGCAAUGGAAAAAAGACCAACAUCAAUGGCAGAAUUCUACAAACUAAUAACGGUACUAGUACAAAAGCAGCAAUUGUGAGUAGCAGCACUACUAGUUGUUCAACUCUGGAUGGCAAAGGAUUUAGAUUCAGAUCCCCAUCAAGAACCCAAGACCAUCCUAGCCAUCAUAUUGAGGCUUCAACUGCAACACCCACUUCUCCUCAAUCAGAGAACAACCAUGAUUCUCCACCACCACCAAAGAACCAACAGACCCCAAGUCCCAGUGCUAGCCCCAGCAACUGUGGAGGUACUGGUGCUUGUGGAGGUGAUAUGCUUUUGCAGUGGGGGCAAAGAAAGAAAGCAAGGGUCUCAAGGGCUGAGAUCCGAGCUCUCACUGAUGACUCAUCAUCUUCAUCCUCAGCUGCUAUCAAGGCUCAGAGAAAAUCUUCCUCCACAAGUAUGCCACCACCUCCACCUCCUCUUCCUUCCGCUUCUGCUUCUAAUGCCAGCAGACCCAGAAGGGAAGCUUCUGCCUUUCUUUCGAACAGGAACUUAGAUGAGAGAUCUGGUUGUGGUGGAAAUGGAUCACCAUCAAGAAACGGUACUAGCAGUAGCAGCAGGGUCAUCUCUAGAUCUAUGGUAGCUGGGAAACGAUCUCCUCCUCCUGAAAAACUUGAUAGAAAGAUGUCUUCGGCAAAAGAUGAUAAUAAGCCAAAUGGGUCCUCUUUACUAGCCACUGAUCGAAUGAACCAUGUUGAUUCUGCUUCUCCUCAUCAAGCAUCACAACCAGAACAGGAAGCUGCUGGGGCCACUAACACUGCUGCUCCACUGGCUGGAGGAGCAGGAGAAAAGUUGAAUGCUGAAGUGAUUGAGUGGCCUAGAAUUUACGUUGCUCUCUCAAGGAAGGAAAAAGAAGAUGAUUUCCUUGCAAUGAAAGGCACAAAGCUCCCUCAAAGACCCAAGAAAAGAGCCAAGAACAUUGAUAAAGCUCUACAGUAUUGUUUUCCAGGGAUGUGGCUAUCUGACUUGACAAGGAAUCGAUAUGAGGUUAGGGAGAAGAAAAAUGUGAAGAAGCAAAAGCGAAGGGGUUUGAAAGGAAUGGAGAGCUUGGACAGUGAAUCUGAGUAGUAGUGAAAUUUUUUAUUCAAUUCUGCUUGAGAAAAAGUUUUGGGGGGCCUUCUCAAGUCUCAACAAAGCUGGUGCCUGUUUGUUGGUUUAUAGUUGGUGGGGUAGGGUCCACCAACCACUUUUUGCAAUUCACCUGCCCCCAUACUUAUGUAUCACUGAGUUACUGUUAAUGAUAUCAUCCUAGAGGUUGAGGAACAGGAAAGAAUGAAUUAGAGAGAAAAAAAAGAAAAGAGAAGAAAAGAAAAGGUGACAUCUUAAUUUUCUGGUAGAUCAGAUGUCAUAAUAUUUUGAUCCUGGUUGCCUAUAAAAAGACAGUAAUUUCAUGAGUA